This is a messenger RNA of Triplophysa rosa, 1125 nucleotides long. RefSeq names its product histone H2B-like. The record is from RefSeq and is a predicted model, not a curated record. The coding region runs from base 325 to 699 and encodes 124 amino acids. NCBI's taxonomy places the organism in Eukaryota, Metazoa, Chordata, Actinopteri, Cypriniformes, Nemacheilidae. The transcript has a single exon. Gene Ontology annotation, molecular function: DNA binding; protein heterodimerization activity; structural constituent of chromatin. Gene Ontology annotation, cellular component: nucleosome.
GAAGAAGCGGUGAUUUAUUCAUCUUUUUCGAGGUAAUACAGAAUCAGUUUAUUAACUCGAUGAAAACAGAGGGAAAGUAAAUAGAAAGAAAGACAAAAGGUGGUGAUUUUGAGACGAUGGGUGGAGCUGAUGUUUAGCAGAAGACUGUGGUUGGCUCUCAUACCCUCUCGUCACAGUUUUAGCUGUCCAAUAAAAUGUUGUAUCAUGAGGACGCGCAAUCGGAUUGGACGCGAACUCUGUGGGAAAUCAGCAUAGAUCAGUGAAUAAAUACCUCUCCACGUCCACAGAGCACCACAACUUUGAUUUUUUUCUCAGACCGCAGUCAUGCCUGAGCCCGCGAAAUCAGCUCCUAAGAAAGGAUCCAAGAAAGCCGUCGUGAAGAGCGCCUGUAAGGUAGGGAAGAAGCGCAGGAAAUCCAGGAAGGAGAGUUACGCCAUCUACGUGUACAAAGUGCUGAAGCAGGUUCAUCCCGACACCGGCAUUUCUUCGAAGGCGAUGGGCAUCAUGAACUCUUUCGUCAACGACAUCUUUGAGCGCAUCGGCGGCGAGGCGUCGCGUCUCGCGCACUACAACAAGCGCUCCACCAUCACAUCCAGAGAGAUUCAGACCGCCGUGCGUCUCCUGCUGCCCGGUGAACUCGCCAAACACGCCGUGUCUGAGGGGACCAAAGCCGUCACCAAAUACACCAGCAGCAAAUAAAUCCUCAUCUGAUCUUCUGUUGAUCUACACAAAGGCCCUUUUAAGGGCCGCCCACUCUCUCCAUUUAAGAGCUUCCGGUAUCUGCUAAAGCCAAAUGUCCUAGGCGGACAAGAAUAAAAUGUCAUAAUUAUACAAAUGUUGGCGUGUUUUAAAGCAGCUGUUUCUUUAAAUGUUGACGUUCAGAGAUAUCUUCAGCUCUGCGUUUGUGUCUGAACACAAAGAGUUUGAUGAGCGUAAAAAUCUAUUAAAGAGUUCGGCUUGCCUUGGUUUUUGUGAGCAUUGAUGGUGCUUUGCAUUUAUUAUAAAAUGUACAUUACAAUUUAAAAUACUCAAAAGUUUGCAAAUAAUGCAAACUACAAAAGCAACUAGAAAAGCACUACAUAUAAAGGAAAACAACUUAAAAUAUUUAAAAUUACUAUCAGUCAU